Messenger RNA from Mesorhabditis spiculigera, 447 nucleotides. Lineage: Eukaryota; Metazoa; Nematoda; Chromadorea; Rhabditida; Rhabditidae. The record is from the annotation of a GenBank genome assembly.
AUGAACACUCCAAAACCCCGCGAAACAACCGACGUCCGCCAGGGAAUCCUUGAUGUAGGCCAACGAAUCAUGGCCGCCAAAGGGUAUACCGCCGUGGGCCUGAACGAGAUCCUGGCCACUGCGGGUGUGCCGAAGGGCUCGUUCUAUCACUACUUCGGCUCCAAAGACGCGUUUGGCGAAGCCCUGCUGGAAAACUAUUUCGAGUCCUACCUCGCCGAUAUCGACCACACGCUUGCCCAGACCGGCCAGACGAUGGCGCAGCGGUUGCUGAAUUACUUUCACAUCUGGCAGGACACCCAGUCUUUUCAGAACUGCCAGGGCAAGUGCCUGGCGGUGAAGCUGGGCGUGGAAGUCGCCGACCUUUCCGAACCGAUGCGCGCAGUGCUCAAGCGGGGUACCGCAGGUAUUGUCGAUCGCAUCGCGAAUGGGAUUGAGAUCCGGGGUGGC